Messenger RNA from Miscanthus lutarioriparius, 4887 nucleotides. Lineage: Eukaryota; Viridiplantae; Streptophyta; Magnoliopsida; Poales; Poaceae. The record is from the annotation of a GenBank genome assembly.
AUGGCCGCGGUGCUCGGCGCGUUCGUGCCGGAUACCGCGGUGCGGUGGCGCGGGCUGGUGACGGGGGAGGUGGCGCGGCGGAUGGGCGUCGCGCCGGAGGCGAAGACGCUGGUGGCCAGGCUGGACCGGGUGGGCGCCGCGGUGCGGGACGCCGAGGCGCGGGCCGCGUGUGGGGACGACGGCGCGGCGCGGUGGCUGGCCAAUGUGCGCGCUGCCGCUUACGAGGCGGACGGGGCCGUCGACCGGUGCAGGGUCGCCGCGCGCCGGCGCAGGGCCCACGACCAACAGCAGAGCCACCACCACCAGGCAAGAUCACCGCUUCAUAGAACUGUAAUCACGGCGGCACUUCUGCAGGGUCUGUUGCAGGCUCUUCCUCGGCUGCUAUCCUCCUGCUGCGACACGGACGUGUCCUGUGGCGACAUCGCGGCUGACAUCAACAACCUGAACCGGAGGCUGCAGGUCAUCCUGAAGGAGAAGCAUCGGCUUCAGCUCCGUUCAUCCCUCGGUGAUCAUUACUCAGCGCCCGUGCGCACGGCACAUAGGCUCCGAAAACCGGAGAGGACCCGGGCUUCUGACACCGACAUCGUUGGCUCAAGGAUCGAGGACGACGCUGCCGGGCUCGUCCGACAGCUGACAGAGACGGACGGGAGAACCGGCUGCACGAUCGUCGCCAUUAUCGGCCCCGACGGAAUCGGCAAGACCAUGCUCGCCAAGAAGGUGUACGGCAGCGAGAGGAUACGGCGCGGCUUUGGGGCGAGGUCAUGGGUGUGCAUUCCCAGAGAGUACAACGAGGCCGCCCUGCUCUCCCUGGUCAUCGACUCGUUCGGCGGCGACACAACGGGCGGCGAGAGCUUCGCCGACCUCGAGAUGACGCUGGUCAGGCUGGUGGAGGAGAAGAGGUUCUUGCUCGUGCUGGACGACGUGCGGUACGGCGGGGUGUGGGAAGACGUGCUGAGGAGACCGCUCGAGCGCGCUGCUGGACGCGGCAGCAAGGUGGUGAUCACGGCGCGGCACGGCAGCAUUGCUCGGGAGAUGGGCGCCGGCCACGUCCACCGCGUCAAGAAGCUGGACAUCGACGAUGGCUGGCUGCUGCUUCGCACGGCGGCCUCUAUAGUUGACGAGGCCACGGCGGGCGAACUGAAGGGCGUGGGUGAGGGGAUAGCUGAUAAGUGCGGCGGCGUGCCAUUGGCGAUCAAGGCUGUUGCCGGCGUCCUGAGGACACGGGAUGCGACCGCACAAGAGUGGGGCGAGGUGCUCGCCAGCACGGCGUGGUUGGUGAAGGGGCUCGCGGAGGAUGCCAUGAAGCCGCUGUACCUGUGCUACGACGACUUGCCGUGCCACCUCAAGCAAUGCUUCCUGUACUGCUCGCUGUUCCCCUCUGACCUCGCCGUGGAUAGGCGCGUGCUCGUGCAGCUUUGGAUAGCUGAAGGCUUCGUGCAGAUCAGAGCCGACGCCAGUGUCGAGGAGGUGGCCGAGGAGUACUACGAUGAGCUCAUCACAAGGCACCUUCUCCAGCCGGCAGAGGGAGAUGAACACGGUGGCGCCGCGUGGUGCACCAUGCACGACAUGCUGCGAGCUCUGGCGCAGCUGCUCGCACAUGGUGAGGAGUGGACCGGCGACUCGUACCGACUGUUGGUCGACAGCGAUGCCGCCUUCGCACCACGACGUGUUUCACUCCCGGGAAGAAACCUGGCUGCGAUACCUGAGAAGAUUCUCAAGUUAGAAAGGGUAAGAACGCUGCUUCUUCAAAAGAACCCACUUACAAUUGAAGGAAGCAUCUUUACAAGAUUGCAACAUCUUAAAGUAUUGGAUCUCAGUGAAACAGCAGUCGAGCUCAUUCCAGAGAACCUGGGCAAUCUUGUUUAUUUGAGGUUCCUGAAUCUGUCUCACACAAGGAUUCAGGCAAUUCCAGAAUCCAUAGGCAACCUGUGGAGCCUGAAAUUCCUUCUGCUAAGAGGGUGCAAGACACUGCACGCGCUGCCAAAAGGGAUAGAGCAUCUGAGAGGACUCAGGGACCUUGACCUUGCCGGCACAGUGAUCAAUGACGCGGCAUUCAGAGUAGGCCAUCUGAGAAGCAUCACAUCACUCUGCUGCUUCACCGUGACGAGCAAAGAGGCGCGUGCUGCUCAGGAUAGGAGUGGGUGGCCUCUGGAUGAGCUCAAGAACUUAUCUCAGCUGAGAACACUGCACAUACAGAAGCUUGAGAAGGCUGCUAAUCGAUCGGAGGCAACUGAGAUGUUACUUGAUGCCAAGAAAGGCCUCAGGGAGCUCGAGCUGUCGUGCAGCAGCACUGUCAGGCCACUUCAAACACCGGAAUUGGUCAGAAAGAUUGAGGAUAUCUUCGAAGAGAUGCAUCCGCCACUAUGCCUGGAGUCACUGAAGCUUGUAAACUACUUUGGGACAAGGUUCCCAAGAUGGCUAUCAGUGACCUUCCUGCCAAAUCUCCAUGAUCUAGACAUCAUUGGGUGCAACUUCUGCCAGUCUUUUCCUCCAUUAGGCCGUAUGCCAGAACUGAGAUCCUUGUACAUAGCAGACUCUCUAGCUCUGAAGGAUAUAGGUGCAGAGUUCACAGGCACCGAACACCCACAUCAGGUUCCAUUUCCGAAGCUGGAAAACCUGCACCUCCGAGGGCUGCAGAAGCUCCAGACAUGGACAGACAUUGAGCCAGGGGCAUUUCCAUCUCUGCAGGAACUUCAGCUUGAGAGCUGCCCCAAGCUGCAAAAUCUUCCUGUUGGCCUCAGACAUGUGACAUCCCUGACCAAGCAACACAUAGCAGAUAUGGCAAGCCUUGAGGCUGUGGAUGACAUUGCUACACUGAGGGAAUUGAUCGUUUGGAACACUCCUAAUUUGAAGAGGAUAUCAAACCUGUCUUCCCUUGAAGAUAUCAACAUGUGCCACUGCCCUAUGCUGGAGAGUGUGGAGAAUGUAGACGGAUUACAAACAGUGCACAUCUUUGAUCAUGACUUGCGGGACAUGCCCAGAUGGAUUGAGGCACAUGCUUCCAAGCUUCGAUCACUGAAUUUCACAAGCACAGUUGAGCUGCUGAAAAGGUGCUUGGUUGACGGUACAGACUGGCCUGUGAUUAAGGACAUCAAGGAAGUUCAUGGGUACUCCACUGGUUCCAGCUACAUAUACUAUAAUAGGAGUCCUUAUAUCUUUGAGAGCAAUGUGAGUGAUGAAGAUAACCUCAGUGUCAGAGAGAAUGAAGCAGAUCCUGAUAAUGUUGAUGAUAUUUCAGUUUCAUCUUCAGGUACCAGUUAUCUAGAAAUCAGAGGAUUCUUUGACUCAAAAGUAUUGAAGGAAGGAACUACCAGGGCUGAAGAAAUUGUAUCGGGUAGGAGUGUCGGGAGCAUGCUGGGGCUCACUCAUCGUCGCUUGCAUAAGCUAGCAGAAGUUGACCCUGAAGAUGAUGAGGUUGAGGACAGAGCAGAUUCAGUUGUGCCACUUCCUUCUAAUCCAACAAGAGCUACAGCAUCUGCAGCAAAAGUUGGUUGUGUUGUGGCUGAUUAUCAUAAUGAUCCUGGUUCAUUGUCAAAAGCUACAAGUCAUGAGUCUGAAGCAAUAACCAACAGGGCCGAGCACAAGCACGGGCGGCCGGUAGCAGGCGGCCAGGCCCAAGGCCCCAAGCCCCCAAGCGGCAAGCGGCAUGCCCUGCCCCUCUGGCCCUCUCGCUGUCUCGCAUCGCAGGCACAGGGAGGUAGGCCUCAUUUUAGAGUUUGGUACAGGGCCUCGAUUUUUGCCGGCUCGGCCCUGAUAACCAAUGAUGAAAUCUGUCAUGAUAACAUAGUGACGUCGGCUUUUCCCAGGCACACAGAGUCCAAAACAGCAAAAGACGUUUCUUCUGAACCUAGCACUGAUGGAUAUGCUACUCUUACCAAAUCUGCUGCCCCAAUUGGUCAUAACUUGGUCCGACAAGGGUCUCGAGCAAUCGACAAUACUGAAAUUGGUCAAGAUUUUAACUUCAGUAGUAUCCGAAGGAAGGAACACACAUCCAAGAAAGGUGAAGGCACCACUGCUGAUGUUACUGUCACUAAAGAUAUUAACCUAGUUCAUCCAAGGCAAGUGAUGGAUUCUAAUAAAGGAAAAGAUGAUUUUGCUGAUAACGCUGCAGCUAGCAUCUAUUCAUCAGAUAUAAUAAGUCAGAAACACAUUAAAGGCCAGACUGCAACUUCUGCAAAUGGAAGCACAAAUGCAACUCCAAUGCCAAAAAAUCCAUCAGACAAAGGAGGACCCGAGAAAUCUGCUGGUGUCACUGGUAGCAGUUUCAUCCAAGAAGCAUCUCAUACAGUCUUUGUCACUGAACCCACUCGAGAUCUGGCUUCAAGUUUAAUACACAGCAAACAACAGAUGUGGGAAAAAGAGGGAGAAGUUUCUGAUGCUCUUGACCCUACUCAUGCUGUUGACAACAAUGGAAAUCAGAUGGAGGAUGGCAAUAUCAGUUCAUUGCUUGCCGGUUUAGCCUGCAGCAACCAACAGACAACAGCGGAGCCUACGUCUCAUCCCAUUGAUAUCACGGAAGCAGCCAUGAGAAAGGCAGAAGCCACCACGAUAAGGAAACACUCAAUGAAUGAGGCGGUGAACCAUGACCGUACCCACAGGGACGCGCCAUGCUCCAUCGACGCCAAGGCCGACGAUUCUCAACAGGCGGCAAAGGUGUACUCCGCAGUGUGGGUCGACACUGACACAGACACCCUGCGCGCUCGGCUCGUCGACUCAAUGCGGCACUUGCGCAGGAUGGCAUCUCGGCGGCGCCAUCGGCAGAGGAAGCGCGGGUCGAAUAACAAGUGGAGUAUCGGGCCAGCGCUGGUGGUCAUCCUCCUGCUUGUCUCCGUGGUGCAGCUGCUGUUCAUACUCUGGCUGUACCGGAGGCUCCUGAACCAAAACUAG